This is a messenger RNA of Suncus etruscus (white-toothed pygmy shrew), 3510 nucleotides long. It is a transcript of the gene LPAR1, whose product is annotated as lysophosphatidic acid receptor 1. Gene Ontology annotation, cellular component: membrane. NCBI's taxonomy places the organism in Eukaryota, Metazoa, Chordata, Mammalia, Eulipotyphla, Soricidae. The transcript is spliced from 4 exons. Gene Ontology annotation, biological process: phospholipase C-activating G protein-coupled receptor signaling pathway; neurogenesis. Bases 296 to 1390 code for a protein of 364 amino acids. Gene Ontology annotation, molecular function: lysophosphatidic acid receptor activity. The record is from RefSeq and is a predicted model, not a curated record.
AAAUGGCGCCUGGGUGGACGUAGACCGCUCUAAGUGGGGUGGGGGUUCCCCGAGAUUGGCAGCAUCGAAUUCGCACUCCACAUGCUUCUUUCUUCUCACCGGCCACUCUGUUGUUUCUCCCGGUCUGAGGACUUUAAACUGAAGUUUUUUUUCUGUCCUACCGCUCCACGGACGCGCUUAGUACACAGUUUCCGACCUAGCAUGACUGUCAUCUGAUUAAUUGCCACAAGAAUUUGACUCCUCUGUCUGGUGCCAUUGUGCUGGGGCCUGGUCACCGCCCAUAACUGCCGCUGCCAUGGCCACUGCCUCUACUUCUACUCCUGUGAUUUCACAGCCCCAGCUCACAGCCAUGAAUGAACCACUGUGCUUCUACAAUGAAUCCAUUGCCUUCUUUUAUAAUCGGAGUGGAAAGUAUCUUGCCACCGAGUGGAACACUGUUAGCAAGCUAGUGAUGGGACUUGGAAUCACCGUUUGCAUCUUCAUCAUGUUGGCCAACCUUCUGGUCAUGGUGGCCAUCUACGUCAACCGCCGCUUCCAUUUUCCUAUUUAUUACUUAAUGGCUAAUCUGGCUGCUGCAGACUUCUUUGCUGGGUUGGCCUACUUUUAUCUCAUGUUCAACACAGGACCCAAUACUCGGAGACUGACUGUCAGCACAUGGCUCCUCCGUCAGGGCCUUAUUGACACCAGCCUGACGGCAUCUGUGGCCAACCUGUUAGCUAUUGCAAUUGAGAGGCACAUCACAGUCUUCCGCAUGCAGCUCCAUACACGCAUGAGCAACCGACGGGUAGUGGUGGUGAUCGUGGUCAUUUGGACGAUGGCCAUUGUUAUGGGUGCUAUCCCAAGUGUCGGCUGGAACUGUAUUUGUGAUAUUGAGCAUUGUUCCAACAUGGCACCACUCUACAGUGACUCUUACCUGGUUUUCUGGGCUGUUUUCAACUUAGUGACCUUUGUGGUCAUGGUGGUUCUCUAUGCACAUAUCUUUGGCUAUGUUCGCCAGAGGACAAUGAGAAUGUCUCGGCAUAGUUCUGGGCCCCGGCGGAAUCGGGAUACCAUGAUGAGUCUUCUAAAGACUGUGUUCAUUGUACUUGGCGCCUUUAUCAUCUGUUGGACUCCUGGAUUGGUUUUGUUACUUCUUGAUGUUUGCUGCCCACAAUGUAAUGUUCUGGCCUAUGAGAAAUUCUUCCUUCUGCUUGCUGAAUUCAACUCUGCCAUGAACCCCAUCAUCUACUCCUACCGGGACAAGGAGAUGAGCGCUACCUUCAGACAGAUCCUCUGUUGCCAGCGCAGUGAAAAUGCCAGUGGCCCCACAGAAGGCUCAGACCGCUCAGCUUCCUCCCUCAACCACACCAUCUUGGCUGGAGUUCACAGCAAUGACCACUCUGUGGUUUAGAAGGAAGCUAAGAGACAUCAUGAGAUCAGACAUCAUGGAUUGGCAUAUGGAUAGUCUACCCCAACCUGAAUGCCAGGGCUAGGUGGGGUAUGAGAGAGAGAAAAGAUAAACUCAUGUCCUUAAAACACUAACCAAUGGCAGUAUUUGUUCCUAGACUUGAUAUAUAUUGAACAUUAGCUUAUGUGAGAACCCUCGUCCUGAUUCUCUUGGAAGUAGCAAGUGGAGUUUUGCAAUGGAAUGCAUAUAUAGACUUGGAAGUGUGUAUUUAGACAACACUAACUAGACUUCAAAAGUUUUGUGGUUUUGUACUGUCAGAAUAAAUUCUGACCAAUUGAAUCUCUAACUUCAUUUACAGACAAGCUUUCUUUGUUUUUAUUGGAUACAUUUCAUUUAAUAAACAUUUUUAUACCUAUCAGCAUGCUUGUGAUGGAUAAGGAUAUAGACAUUUUUCCUGAAAAUUCAUAACUCCAUUUCUUCUGAGAUAGGAAAACUGUAAAUUAAAAGACAUUUUAAGAAGCAUGCAUGUAUUGGAUGAAUGCAAAUGCCUUAAAAAGAUAAUAGGAUAUUAAUUUUAAAUCUAGGAAAUAGAAGGACCUAGAUGUUAAAGCCAAUAUGUGUUUACGGUAUGAAUCAGACACUGCUCUAAUUAUAUUGUUACCACUUUUUUUUGGUUGAAGUGUUGUGGCAAGUAUAAAACAGGAAAUGAAUGUAAAAUAUUACCAAAAGAAUAUAUACUCUAAAAAUUCAUAGAAGGUAACAGAUAGUCAUAUUGUUCCUACAUACUUAUCAUAUUCAAAAAUUUUCUAUUUACAUUAGAGACUUUUUAAUAGCCUGUGUUUUCCUGUAUUAUAAAAUAAUACAUAUUCAUUAUAAAAAAUUGAAAAUUCAGAAAUGUGUGAAACAGAAAAAUAAUUACAGGUGACACAUUCCAGUAACCAUCACUAAUAGCUUCCCCCUGUUUAUCCAUAUAUGUAUAUUCUAUGCUGUUUUUAUAUAAUUGGGCUCAUGCUACAAUUUUAUAGACACCUUUUUUUCCACCACAGGACACCACAUUUUAUUAUGGCAUUGAAAAAUUCGCAAAACAUCAUUGUAAUGACUAUAUAAUAUUCUACUUAAUGGACCCAUCUGUGUCAACUUCUUAAGGCUGUUUUUAAUUUUUAGUAUUUGUUUUCUUUUUCCCUAAGUUUUACUUUUAGGAGUAAUGUAACAAUUUUGUUUACAGAAAACUUUGUCCAUAGAAUUAAUUAUUUACCUAGGACAUUUUCCAUGAAGGAUUCUUUUUUAAUGUGAAUUUUUUUAUGCUCUGACCUUUUGUGAAAGGAUUUACUGCCUCUGCAUUACCUGAGUACCAGUUGUGAGAAAAGCCAGUGACAUUACUUUUGUCUUUUUCUCACAGAAGAAAUGUUGUGGUAACUUUGGUCAAGAAUAACUUUGUAAUAUAAUAAGGUGGACUAGAAACAGUCAUCGAUCACAAAUAGAAGAUCCCAAUUAAUAUCUAGCUGUUUUAAGUUUGGUUGAUGGACCAGUUACUCAGCUCUUGCUAGUAAAGUAAAAUUGAAGAAAUUGUAAAGAAAUCAGAGGUGCCAAAUGAAUAAAAGAUCAUCAGAUCAAAUAGUUUGGGUCCUUUCUAUAGAAAAUAGGACAGAGUGUGUCUAUAUGUGACUAGAAACUGUCGGUACGUGACUAGGAAAAUCCCUAAUAGACUGCUGCCAUUUUAGAAGAUUGCAAUUGGAUGCAUUGUCCAGGAAAAUUAGCAGUUGUAGCUGUUUAUUGUUUAUAUGUAACCAAUGAAGUCAUAGACUUGAGGGACGUGAGAAAGUCGGAGCAUGUUUAAGAGAACGAUGUCCAGAAGAAUAACUAUCUUGGAAAAAAUAAUCAUUGCAUGGUCAGUAUUUGAAUAGAGGGUAUAUUUGUAAAGUGCUCAUAGUGGUAAGAAUGUGGGGAACCAGUUAGCCAAAAAGAUGUCUACACGUACUUUUUUACAUAAUACAGAGCAUUGAAUAUUGAGAGUGAAGAAAUGAAUUUUCCCCACCCCAUGUGAUAAUAUUCUGAAGGAGAUAUGGACUAUUUGAAAUUAAAAAUAUACUAAUUGGGUCAUAAUAAAUCUUUCUCAAUCAGUG